Messenger RNA from Epinephelus moara (kelp grouper), 13256 nucleotides. RefSeq names its product zinc finger protein 462 (gene znf462). The transcript has 13 exons. Gene Ontology annotation, biological process: regulation of gene expression. The record is from RefSeq and is a predicted model, not a curated record. NCBI's taxonomy places the organism in Eukaryota, Metazoa, Chordata, Actinopteri, Perciformes, Serranidae. Bases 1256 to 8944 code for a protein of 2562 amino acids. Gene Ontology annotation, cellular component: nucleus.
UUCAGCUGCAAAAAAAGAUUAACUAAGGUCAGUUUGCAUCAUGCAAUACAUUCAAAUCUUCAGUUUUAAGAUACAAAAAAAACUCCACAAUAUCAAAAAUAUCUUACAGUGCUGCAAUGUGACACACAAAAAUACAUUUUAUUAAGCACAUUAACACAAAUUAUUUUCAACAAGGCACCUAAACGCUCUCAGAUGACAUUAUAGUCGCUCAAUCAUGCAAGGUAGACUCUUCUCCUCACUACCCACCCUCCCAUGUGUGUGUGUGUGUGUGUGUGUGCCCCCUUACUGCCGCUCAACCCCCUCCCACCACCAUCCAUCCACCCACCCUUACACUGACAUACAUCUGAGCAGGACCCUGCACCUUUUGUCUUGGGCUCCCUCUUUGUUAGCAGCUGGUGGACAGAGCAGCAGCCUGCAGCAGCAGCAGCAUGUACACUUUACAAUAACAGUGUAAUGACAACAUGCUGCAACAUAUCGGCCAUGUUUAUGUGUGAAUGAGGGGCAGGAUUAAUUAUGCAAAAUGUAUUGUUGGGGUUUUAUUUGAAUAAAGAUGAUAAAGGGGAGAGAGUGGUGAUAAUUAGAUGGAGGCUGUGUGUGUUUUUAAACAUAUAUUUCUAUAUUUUAUUAUGAAUGUGUUUAAAUAUUUAUUUUUAAUUCAUUGUGGUGGUUUAAAUUCUGUAUCUAUCUAUCUAUCUAUCUAUCUAUCUAUGCUGUCUGUCUGUCUUGUUUUCUGUCUGGCUGAAGUGUGAAGCAGCAUCAUCAUCAUCACCAAAGUGAACUGCAGAUAACCCCAUGACGUGGCAGACACACUAUGGAAAGCCUAUAUAAAAUUCACAGAGCCCCGCAUGUAUCUGGUGGUGGUCUGAGCCGCUGAUAAGGCUUUGCAGGGCGAUCUGACUUCAGUCUAGAUGAAGGAUGAGCUUCUCAGACAUAGACGUUGUCCAUCCUGCUGAUGCUCCCUCGUCUCAUCGUAAACUCUUGUGCACCCUCUGGUGCUUGCUAGUCUCCCAAACUUCUUUGUGUAGCCUGCUUUGCAGAUUGUCUUCCUUGUCUGUGUGGUUGCUCAUUAUUCAGAGACAGACGGAUCUCAGGUCAUCUGCAGCUGCAGCAAAGGAGAAGCAGGAAAGAUGGCGAUCAUCCAUUAGACCGACCGGGCGCACGCAUGAAAUACGAGGACAACUUUUGGGAGGAUCGCUUGAGGAGAAGAUUGUACCAGUUUCCCUGAUUUUCCAGGGAGUGCUCCCUCUUUUCAGUGAUGGAGGUAUUGCAGUGUGACGGCUGUGACUUCCGUGCCGAGUCAUAUGAUGACUUGAAGACCCACAUUCAGGAAGUGCACACAGCUUUCCUGCAGCCUGCAGAUGCAGAUGAGUCUGACUCUCUGAAGGAGGAGGAUGAGGAUGAGGAGGAGGAGGAGGAACAUGACGACAAGGAUGACAAGGAUUACACGCCUCCUAAAGCUGGAAUGAGCCCCAACUCUGCUGACAAUUCCAACCAAACACCACAAAAGCAGACAGAUGAAACCCACCUGCCAUUUUACCAGUGCAAGUUCUGUGUCCGUUACUUCAGAUCGAAGUCAUUCUUGAGAAACCACACCAAAAAAGUGCAUAACGUCAUUGAGGAAGAUUCAGAUGCAAGCAUCUCCUCGCAGACAGCGAAGCAGCCCAGCUACACCGUUAUAAUGCACAAUGACCAUUCAAAAGUCUACUCCUGUCAGUAUUGCACAUACAAGUCUCCACGCAAAGCAAGGAUAAUGAAACACCAACUAAUGUAUCAUAACAAGGGUCCCUCAGACGGCGCUGAAGAUCCUUCAGAAUACGCAGAGACCGGAGAGCAAUCGGGCUCAGCCAGUGGACUCAUGAAGGGAACAUUUGCCUGCGAGUGGUGUGACUAUCAGACUGACCAGAAGGACAGCUGGACUAAUCACGUGGUGAAGGAACACAGUGACAAGGUCAAGAUAGUUUCCUGCAUUGCAGAGCUGGAAGGGGAGGCAAGUGCAAGCUCACCCAAUAUAGAUUCUCCCUCCGCCUCCCAAAGCCCAACUAGAUCAAAGACGACUUUCACUGAGGUUCAAGGGAAGGAAGAGCCAGUAGGAAAAACAGCAGAAAACACGUCGGAGAAGUCACUCCCAGAGCUCUCAUCCUUUCAGUAUGCACAGAUGAGUGCAGUCACACCCAACAGCACAGGUACCUCCAUUUUGUCCAAGAGGUUCACUUCGUCUGACGUCUCCAAGAGCGUCGUAGAUAUGGAUGCCAAGCUACUCAAUGAGGAGGACUCUAGGAGCAGCUUAGAGGAUGAUGAUGAAGAAGAGUUGGGCGAUAUAGAUGAUCCCAGCUAUACUGGGACACUGUCAGCAGAUGCAAAGCAGCUUUUAACUGAUGAGGAUAAUAAAUUACUGGAGACUAAAGGAAUACCGUUCAGAAAGUACAUGAACCGUUUUCAGUGCCCGUUCUGCUCCUUCCUCACCAUGCACAGGCGGAGCAUCUCCCGCCACAUUGAAAACAUUCACCUCUCUGGUAAAACCACAGUGUAUAAAUGUGAUGAAUGCCCAUUUAUUUGCACCAGCCCUCUUAAACUAGGCACGCACAAACAGAGCCACAUAUCCUCAGAUUUAGACACCCUGGACCUAACAAGCGAUAGUCCAGAUCCUCACAAUGACAAUGCUGCAGAGCCAGUGAAUGGGGGUAGUGUAAGUUCCAAAGUCAAUGGAAAAAAGACAACCAGCACACCAAACGACCAGCAGAACCCUCAUCGCUGCACGCUCUGCAGCUUCUCUACCACCACUCUGAAAGGUCUGAGGGUUCACCAGCAGCAUAAGCAUUCCUACUGUGAUGACCUAGAUCCCACUGUCUUUGAAAGCCAGCUGACUGACCAGCCGGAUUCUGAAGUGGAAGCUUCUCCAAUCUUUCUACAAAAAACCCAGACCUCCAUUUUAGGACUUGCCACCAAAAAGCCCUCAGUAACAGGGAAAAGAGCCAGGAAGUCCAUUAAUGACUUACCUUUGGAUUUGUCCUCGGUUAAGAAGAGAACUAGAAUUGAUGAAAUUGCCAGUAACCUUCAAAGUAAGAUAAGCCAAAGCCAACAGGAUAUGAUCAUAAACCUAGAUGACAUGGAUGAUGAAGAUGCAGGAGAAAAUCAUGCCAGUGCUGAUACAGAGGGUAGAAACCAUGACAAUAAAAACCCUGUCUUUACUUAUAAUACACAACAGCUUCAUGCGAGAGAAUCAGUGAUCUCUCACGAGGGAGGCAGAAUAGGGAAAAGAAAAAGCAACCCUAAGUCAAAACCUAGAAACAUUCCUAUAUCCUUGACUCUCUCAGAUGACAGUGAAAACAUCUCUGCUGACCCCAGUGAUAAUGCUGUCCAAGAGAACGCAGAUUAUUCAGAGGAGCCAGGAACUACACGUUUUUACUGUAAACACUGUGAUUACCACAACAAGUCAGCUCGUAGCGUCAGCACCCAUUACCAGAGGAUGCACCCUUACAUCAAGUUCAGCUUUAAGUACAUCCUGGACCCAGAGGACCAGAGUGCAGUCUUCCGCUGCUUAGAGUGCUACAUCGAAUACACAAAUUAUAAUGAUCUACACCAACACUACAUGGAUCAUCACCCUGAAGCAAGCAAUGUGCUCAACUUUAACCAACCGAAUCUGGUUUACAUGUGCCGCUUUUGUUCGUACACGAGCCCCAACGUCAGGAGCCUGAUGCCCCAUUACCAAAGAAUGCAUCCUACUGUGAAAAUCAACAAUGCGAUGAUCUUCUCCAGCUAUGUGGUUGAGCAGUCCCACAAAUCGGGGGAGUCGCAGACCCUGAGGGAAAUAUUAAACUCUGGCCCCAAGAAUUUGAACUCAGCCACAUCAACCCCCAGGUCCUCCUCCAGCCCAGUGCCGAAACCGGUCUCCAAGACCCCUGAAGCCAGCUCUGAGACAGACUCUCUCAAAGAAUCCAUUGGUGGCAAUGUUGUCGUCUAUGAUUGUGAUGUGUGUUCUUUUGCUAGCCCCAACAUGCACUCUGUUUUGGUCCACUAUCAGAAGAAACACCCAGAGCAAAAGGCGUCUUAUUUCCGUAUACAGAAAACCAUGAAGGUCAUCUCUGUGGAUCAGUCGCAGCCUGUUGCAAACUCCUCAUUCAACCUUAGCAUGGCAACUCCUCCAAAACAACCAAGCGCGGCACUGUAUGGAUCAGAUGAAGAAAUGUACUACUGUAAACAUUGUGUGUACAGCAACAGAUCUGUUGUUGGUGUGUUGGUCCAUUAUCAAAAGAGACACCCAGAGGUAAAAGUGACAGCAAAAUAUAUCAAACAUGGUGCCCCCACCCCUGGUUUGAUGAAAUUAAUGGAUGAAUUACAAAUUGCAGCUCCGAAACAGUUCUUGAAGCAAUUUCAAAAUAACGGUCACGAUGGAUCUAACAGCACGAGCCCUAAACCAGGCAGUGGUGAGAAAGGUGAGGAUGAGCUGUUCUUCUGUCAGCACUGUGAUUAUGGCAACCGCACUGUAAAAGGAGUGCUCAUUCAUUACCAGAAGAAGCAUAGGGAAACCAAGGCCAACGCUGACCUUGUGCGUCGUCACACUGCAGUUGUCCGGAGCCAGCGUGAGCGUGCACAGAUGGUUCAGUCGAGUAGCGUCUCUUCUGCCUUGACCCCGGCCCCUCCAGACCCUGAAAACACUACGCCCCUGCGCUCCUUGAAGUGCAAACACUGUUCCUACACAUCCCCCUACGUCUAUGCCCUAAAGAAGCAUUUGAAGAAAGAGCACCCAACUGUGAAAGCCACAGCCAUGACCAUUUUACACUGGGCUUACCAAGAUGGCAUUUUGGAGGCUGGCUACCACUGUGAGUGGUGCAUUUACUCCCACGCUGAACCCCAGGGCCUGCUGCUCCAUUACCAAAGACGCCAUCCUGAGCACAAUGUGGAUUACACAUACAUGGCCAGCAAACUGUGGGCUGGUCCAGAGACCACCCAACAAGGGGGCAAUAUGGAAACGAAACAUUACAAAUGCAGAGACUGUGCCUUUGAGGCCUGCACAAUAUGGGACAUCACUAGUCACUAUCAGGCAGUCCACCCUUGGGCCAUUAAAGGGGAUGAAUCUGUGCUUUUGGAUAUAAUCAAAGGAAAUGGCUCAGCUGAAAAGAUCCAACAGCAGGUUGCCAAAGAACACGUGUCUUUCAAUUGCCAGUCUGUCGAAGAUGAUGGAGCGCUGGUCAUUGUCACCCCAUCUCAAGAGAGCAAUCCCCAUCCUACCCACCCACGUCUUUCCAUCUCUAACAACCCUUAUCAGUGCACUGUAUGUCUGUCAGAGUACAACAGCCUCCAUGGCCUCCUCACUCACUAUGGAAAGAAACACCCGGGCAUGAAAGUAAAAGCUGCAGAUUUUGCACAGGAGGCAGACAUCAACCCCAGUUCUGUGUAUAAAUGUCGUCAUUGUCCAUAUGUAAACUCCCGAAUCCACGGCGUCCUGACUCACUAUCAGAAGAGACACCCAUUAGUGAAAGUCACUGCAGAAGACUUUGCGGAUGAUAUAGAGCAUAUCACCGACAUAAACGAAGCAGACGACAAGUGCAAAACUCAAAGGCAAGGCUAUGGCGCAUACAGAUGCAAAAUGUGUCCGUACACGCAUGGGACACUGGAGAAACUCAAAAUCCAUUAUGAGAAAUAUCACAAUCAGUCGGCCUCUGACAUGUUCGCCCCCUCUCUGACACACUUCUCUCCCGCUAAAGACACAGAGCCAGUAGCCGAAUGCAGCGCUGGUAAUAUAUCAAGCGCAGCAAAAGUCCAGGAGGUCAGUGAAUUGGACCUUGCCCUCUCUCAGUUACCCAUCAAUAAGGCAGAGAAACAUGCUAUAUUCAAGUGUCAGCUCUGCAAAUACUUCUGCUCCACAAGGAAAGGCAUCGCUCGUCACUACCGUAUCAAGCACAACAACGUCCGUGCUCAGCCAGAGGGUAAAAACAAUGUCUUCAAGUGUGCUCUGUGUUCAUACACGAACCCUAUACGCAAAGGUCUGGCAGCACAUUACCAGAAGCGGCAUGAUAUUGACGCCUAUUACACCCAUUGUCUGGCUGCUUCCAAGACAAUGACCGAAAAGCCUAGCAAAGUGAUAGCACAGCCGCCGUCAGAAGGGGACAGUUCAGAAAUGAGCGAAGACUUGCGCUUGGCAGUGGAGAGACGAAGGUGCUCUCUUUGCGCCUUCCAGGCCUUCAGCAGGAAGAGCAUUGUCUCACACUACAUUAAACGCCACCCAGGUGUCUUCCCCAAGAAGCAGCACGCUAGCAAGCUUGGUCGCUACUUUACCGUUAUCUAUGCCAAAGAACCCGAGAAGAUAGCAGUCAGCGCACUGGCAGAGGAUGACAAGGAUGUACUGGAGGUUCAGCUUGAACCCGAGGAGGACAGAGAGGCUGAGUGGCUGCCGUUCAAGUGUCUGAAAUGCUUCCGGUUGUCCUUCAGCACAGGCGCGCUGCUCUCUAUGCACUACAACGACCACCAUAGCAAUGACUUGAAGAGGGACUUUGUGGUGUCGCCCGGUCCCGGGGAUGAGGAGUCCGAGAUGUACCAGUGUUCUCACUGUGAGCUGAAGUUCCUUGCUCUCCCAGUUCUGGCGAAACAUCUAUUCAACCACAAUGAGGAGUUCCAGAAGAGGGCCAUGAGGCAGGAGAGGAGGAGGCAGCUGCUCAGCAAACAGAAAGCCUCAGAACUACCUGAGACCAAACCUGAGAAGGAAAGUCCUGUAAAUAAAGCUCCCAUAGGAUUCAGGUGUAACUUCUGCAUAGAAAUGCACCCCACCCUCCGAGCCAUCUGCAACCACCUUAGGAAGCACGUCCAGUAUGGAGAGGUCAAAGAGGGACACGUCAAGCAGGAAGUCAGCGACAUCCCCCUGACCCUGCCUUCAGAGAGCCUGACUAAUGGCGACCUCGAGGGGGAUGAAGCAGCUGAAGGUGACAGCCUCGAGAGACCCGCAGCUACGAUGAUGGGUCCACCCUUGGUUUCCACAGUGUCUGGUGGUGGAGGGGGAGGUGGAGGUGGUGGUGGUGGUGGUGGUGGUGUUGCCGUUGCCGCGGAGACACUGGAACCAGAAACGCAUGCCGUUGAAGGAAGGGCAGCGGCUCUCGUGGCUGCAGCGAGGGCCGCGGUGUCAGAGGGCGAACUGAAGCAGAGAUUAGCUGCAGGGGGUCACCCGUGCGCCCAGUGCGACCGAGUCUUCAUGUCCAUGCAGGGACUGAGGUCCCAUGAGAGGAGCCACUCAGCCAUGGCGCUGUUCAGCAGAGAAGACAAAUACAGCUGCCAGUACUGCCAGUUCGUCUCACCUUUCAGACACAAUCUGGACAGACAUGUGCAGUCUCACCACGGGCACCACAAGCCCUUCAAGUGCAAACUCUGCCCCUUUAAAUCUGCCUACGUGAGCCGCUUGAAGAGCCACCUGCACAAGGCACACACAGGUGAGCAGCACACAUACAAGUGCUUGUCGUGCCCCUUCUCCUCCAUGACCAUCAGCCAGCUGAAGGAGCACUCUCUGAGAGACCACGGUGAGGCACUGACCCUCCCCAAACUCCGGGCUGCUACCCAGGCUGCUCAUGGUGCCCUCAGGCCCUCACGGCUGGCCAGUAACACAGAGCAGACUCCCUUGGCCCCGGAUGAUCCUUCAUACCUGGAGCCAGCGGAUGUUCGUCAGCAGCUUAGUCAUUACCAGCUGGCCUCCCGCAGUCAAAUGUCUUCCGGCUCAACACCUGGCAGCUCAACAGUGGCUGAUAAUCGACCAGACAGCGUCCUCACUUGUGAGUUCUGUGAGUUCAGCUCUGGAUACAUGCAGAGCCUGCGUCGACACUACAGGGACCGCCACGGUGGCAAGAAGCUCUUCAAGUGCAAAGACUGUUCCUUUUUCACCUGCUACAAGAAUACCUUCACCAUGCAUGUGGAGGCCGGUCACAACAACAACGUACCUGAGGACGUCCCGAAAGACCUGCGCUGCCCUCUCUGUCUCUACCACACCAAACACAAGAGCAAUAUGAUUGACCACAUUGUCCUGCACAGAGAGGAGCGCGUGGCUCCACUGGAGGUCAGCCGCUCCAAGCUGUCACGCCACCUGCAGGGCCUCGUGUUCCGUUGCCACAAAUGCACCUUCACAUGCUCCAGUGACCAGGCUCUGCAGCUGCACCUGCAGAAGCACGCUGAGAUCAAACCCUACCAGUGCCAGCUCUGCUAUUACGACAGCAGUCAGCGGAGCCAGCUAGAGGAGCAUCUACGCAUUGAGCACAAGGUUAUCCGGAACUUUGAGCUGAUGGGCCGCGUCAACCUGGACCAGCUGGAGAUGAUAAAGGAACAUGAGAGCAGCGCAGACGAGGACGAAGAAAGACAACUCAUGGAGAUGGUUGUAGAUGGAAAAGUAGCUGCAGACGAGGAGGAGGAGGAGGAGGAGGAGGGGGAGGAGGAGGAUGAAGAUGAAGGAAUGGAGAUUAUGGAGAACAUGGUGGAGGAGCAGAGGGAGAUGGAUGAUGAAGAGAUAGAGGACAACAUCAAAGAGGAGGAGGAGGAGGACGAGGAGGAGGAGGAAGAGGAUGAAGAGGUAGUCAGGGCGGUGGAGGAGGAGAAGCCUGUCCUACAAGAGGUCCUUGCAUCUCCCAUCUGCAGCAGCAACAGCAGCAGCUCUGCGCCGAGCGGUACAGAGAAGCGUCUUCCCUGUGAGUUCUGCGGCCGCUGCUUCACCAACAGCCUCGAGUGGGAACGUCAUGUUCUUCGACAUGGCAUGAUGGUUAACAACAGCCGAAUGGACACCAGCACCACCUCCGCAAUCGAGGCCUCAGCUUCAUCUUCCACUGGCUCCUCUGUCUUGAUGGACACAGGAUUGGACCUGUCCAGCCACAGCAACGAGGAGGGGAACCCCGCUGAUCUAUCACUGAGAAGUCCCAGCCAGUAUGUGGAAGACAAAGAAAUGCUCGACACCAAAAAGGAUCAACAGUUUGGCUGAACUGAUUGUGGCCUCUUGAGAUGUUGUGCCAGAAACUGUUAACAUUGGGUAGGAUCAGCACUGAGUUUAAAUAGGACGUCAGAGAAAACAAAAAGAAACUGAAAAAAAGUGACUUCUUAUGAGUUGGCGCAUUACUAGAUAUUAGGUGUUACAUAUUUAAGUAUUAGAUUGUGCUGCAUAAAACGGCUGAGCUCUCUAAAUGGGCAGUCCCCUAGGACAGAUCUUAAUAUAUUGGUAACCAAUAGUGAACAGAACUCUUUAUUGCUGACAUUCUGGUCAAAUCUACAGUGAAAGAUCCCACCUAGAUGAAACGAAGCUAUUUAUAAAGAAUAAUGUCCAAAAUGAAUAACUAAAUUUAGUAUUUUAUUAUUUGAAGCACCUUUUACACUCCCCCCAAAACAGGGGUACUGUAAAUUUACCCAAAAGAACAAAUAGGAUAUGAAAGCAUUUAAAAACCGUGGCCCACUGUAGAGCUACAUUUUCUCAUUUCUUGUUGAAAUUUGAGACUUUUUUCAUCUUAGCCUUGUGUUAAAUGUGUAGAAGUAUUCCUUCAGAAGAGUCGCACCUUAUCUAUUUUAGUAAAACCACAAAUCAUGUUUUCUUCAUUCAUAGAGAUACUGAAAAUUUCCCCCGAUGUUUGUAGCAAAUUGCUAUAUUUUAGGUCCUUUAAUAAUAUUAUACUACGUAUAAGCCUUCAGCCUGUGGCACCCUUUGCAUUCUGACUGUACUAUUUUAUUGUCCAGUAAUUUCACUGAUGAAACCAUGGAAAUAAUGGGAUUGGUUUAAAUCUCCCGCCCCCCCUGUAAGAUAUCAUGUUUGUAGUCCAGGUUAAACUAUAUCACAGUUAACCUGUGCACUCAGCAGAUCAAUAUAACAAUGAGAUAUGUUCGAAGUGUCAUGACUGUAUCCAUGUGAUAUAGGUAUCCGUUAAGCUGAGCACAGCAAGAACGCAACUACAGGAUUUAACAACAGUGGCGUAAUAUUUGUCAUCAUCAAAAGAAGGAGAUUACACUUGUCUUUUCAGUGCAAAACUAUUAAUGAGAUGUGCCAGAAUCCGGCUUUUUUCAACACCGUAUGUGCAUCCACAAAUAACAAUUAAAUGCAAAGUUUGGAGGAGGCUGACCCACAUGGAUGAGUGUUGCAGCUAGUGCGUAAGUGCCUUAAAAUGCAGUUCCUUUUGGGCGCCCCUGUAGCUUACUGGGUAGAGCACGUACCAUUAAGGCUGAGUCCUUACGGCAGUGUGCAUGUCAUCCCCUCUUUCCCCUGCCUAUCUUAUCAAAUAAAGUAGAAAUGCCCCCGCCCCCCCCCCCCCCAAAAAAAAACUUUAAAAAAUGCAGUUCCUCUAAUGGCCACUAGAUGGCUUUAAUUGCUUUGAAAGAAAAACAUCAGCUGAUUUGAAGUAACUUGGAAAUCAUCCCCAAUCUCUCUCUUGAAAUAUAAAGUUUAUUCCGUUACUUAUUGUGUGUUCAGGUGUUUCACAACACCUUGCUGUGAACAUGAAGGCAUUUGCAGGUGUUCAUGAGACCGUACGCAAAGGCACAGGAGGUGUGGCCGACGCACCCAUUUGUUGUGGUCUGAGGUGCUUUUUCUCUAGUGCAACAUUUAAUUGUUCCAAAUGUCAUCAAUAGAGCCGUCAGUCCACAACCCAGUCACCAACAUAAAUGUUGGCGUUGUACAUUUCCGCAAACCAAGAUUAUGCUAAAUUUAUAUCUUUCAUAUGUAGCGGAAAUGUUGAAACUUUUCAUUUCUUUGCAUUUCAGUUUUCAGUUUUAUGUUGUGACAACGCUGGUACACGUGGUUACCUGUAAGUUUAGGCACAAAAAACACUUGGUUAGGGCGAGGAAAACAUCCUUUCUUUUUUCGUAAAAUACCCGACAUGGUCACUCUCGUCAACAAACACUUGUUUUUGUAGGUCUUGAACAGUAGUCUGCUGCUAUCUGCUGCUCUUAGCUCAUAUACAUGUAAACUGAUCUACGACACACGUAUAAAACAUGCAAACGUGUCAUAUCCAUGGUUUUAAGAUAUAUAAAUACAUUCUCACCAACCUCUGGUGGUGUUUAGCCUUGUAGAUAUCUUUGGUUUAUUUGCCAAGGUUUAAAGAUAUCCGUUUCGGAGAUUUCUGCUGAUCCAAUAGAAGCGGGUGGAAUUUAAUCGGUUCUUCUCACAGCAUUUUAAGAAAAAUGAGCAGUUUUCAUUUGGACCUCUAUCAACCAGAUAAUAGUCUCUAUGAAAACUGUGUUUGCUGAGUGCUCUAUGUUAUCUGGAGUGAAAGGGUGAUGCUCUUUAUGGAAAGAAAUGCUGCUAAGUGUGUUUUUUUUUAAUGCUGUGACCACCACAGAUGAAAUUCCAUGCUAAGCUGCAUAUAAGUGGAGCCAUGUUUGCUUGAUUGACAGAUGUCUCUGCCUUUCACAGUCAGCCCUAGUGAUUACCUCAACUUCAUCCAGGUCUCUCCACAUCGGCCAAAUUUGGAUUUUAGGCUCCAAAUGACUGACAGGCUGGCAUGAAGCAUUAAACUCAAACCUUGGCUUCAAGACGUCCCUUCAGAAACUUAUGGCUGAUGCCACAGACAUGUUUUCCUACAGUUUGUGGUCCAGUUUUGACGUGAUGGGAUAUACUGAAAAGACAAGUGUAACCAAGUCGGAAAGCCCUAAAACCAUUUGUUUCCACGUAAUCAGACGAUAUUUGCCACUGGGACUGUAUGUAGAAGAUUGACUUUUUAAGGGUGUCAAAUUCCCCAACGUAAACCCCUUUAAAUUCCGUACUGACACACCUGUCAUAGCCUGCAUAUGUGUGCUUCGUUUUUAGACAAUGCUGUCAUGUUAUUGUUGAUACUGACAAAAGGCAGAGAUUGUAUUUGUUGGAAGUUGCUGCUUGAAUGCCCGAAAGCCUUAUAAGAUAAUGAAAUAGCAAUUAAAUCAAAUUUAUGUCCCAAUUCCUAUAAGACCAAUAAGCAACAUUAAACAAUCUGAGAUAAAAUGGCUGAUUACUGCAAUUUGUAGAGGAGCACAAUUCAUGUAAUUGUGUUCUUGGUACCAAAAUAUUUACCUAGCCCGCUGUGUUUGCUGCUGUGAUUGUCCUUCCUGAGCAUUGAAUCAUUGAUGGAAAUGGGAAAAUUUGGGUUCAGAACCCAUGUGAACCACAUGUUUGCAGCCAUGUAUAGAAAACAAAAACUACUCGUUAAGUGUUUGACCCGUGGUGUUUCAGAAAGGAUACUUUAACCCUUUUUUCCUUUAGGUGUUCUCAUUUUAAAAAAAGACGAAAAAAAAAUCUAAAGAUGAUAGCUAACCCUUAGGGGCUUUUUGAGUCCCCAAUCCAACAUUAUUACGCUGUUGUACAAUGUCUGGUUACAAUGAAAAAUAUCUCCUUUUUUGUACUGUAAUGGGAAUGAGCAGAUAGGAAGAGCAGUGUGGUUGUACAAUAUUUUAACACGUAAAGGAAAAUGACGCAGUUCUCUACUAAUUAAUGGCCAGGGCUUUUAUUGUGAAGAAGAAAAACAUGGCAAAGACAGAAAAUUGUUCCUUUGGGGGCAUUUACCUAAACUGCUUGGUCCUUUUCUGGGCUUGGCCACCAACCUAUAGAUCCCUCUGAGAUCUAGCUCACUCAUGUCCAAUCCAACACCUGACACUCCAGUAUUUUCUAUCCAUGACCAGUAAGGGCAUCAGCUGCCCAUAGUCUACCCAGUCAACAAGAGGUGGGAAUGUAGCAGCCCCACGAUGCUCCUCAGUCCUUGUAAUACCUUGAGAAAUCGGUUGAGUUGGUGCUGAAUCUCGAAGCCCUUUUUCUGUUCUUCAGGACCAGCUUGUAGCUUUUUGAAAGUAAAACUGUUUGAAAACUGUUGUUGUAGAAAUAAGCUUUGUAAGGCAGCUCGUUGCCCAGCUAGAAAGCCCAGUGUAAACCACAUGAUGAAUUGGGACAAUCUGGGUAAUGAAGCUGUCAACCCAAAAUUGUUUGUUGUUCUGUGAUCAUUUUAAUAGAAAAUGACUAUGAAUCCCUCACUGUGUGCAGUCCCUGGACUGUGAUAUUCCCAGUUUACCCAAAGUUAAGCCCCUGCUGACAACACACUGGAUACUUGUAUAUAUGUUUAGUUUGUUUCCGAUGCAUUUCUCUUUUCGGACUGUUGUCUCCAUAGUUUGACACUAGAAUCUCUCCUUCUUGCCUUUCUUCCCAUAUAAAUCUGAUUACCUGAUGGUGGGUUGUGAUGUUGCCUAGAAUGAUUGUUUACAAUUUUAUUCCAUUUAUCUCUGGAUAUUCUGUAAAUAUUGUAAUUCAUUGUCUUUUUUUAACUUGAUAAUAAAGUUAUCAGAUAACGGUU